CUUUUCUUCUUCCCGCUUCUUUGUACUUUCUUCUCGGACUGCUUCCGGCGAGCGAUUUGAGUUCCAAUGGCCUCGGCUGCUCUCCGAUGCUAUACCUCCAAGCGCCUUCUUGCCUAUUCCUCUUCAUCAUCGUGGUGUUGCAGAGGAUCCGCUUCCGCCCAAUCUUCCAUCUCCGAAUUGCUUUCCAGAAACGAUGGAACUUCCAGUCCCAUUCCUUGGUGGAGAUCCAUGGCCACCUUCACUCGGACAAAGCCUCAUGUGAAUGUGGGGACAAUUGGGCAUGUUGACCAUGGAAAGACAACAUUGACUGCAGCUAUUACGAAGGUGUUGGCCGAGGAAGGGAAAGCUAAGGCUAUAGCAUUUGACGAAAUUGAUAAAGCUCCGGAGGAGAAAAAGAGAGGAAUUACCAUUGCAACGGCUCACGUAGAGUAUGAAACUGCUAAGAGACAUUAUGCACACGUAGAUUGCCCUGGACAUGCAGACUACGUUAAAAACAUGAUUACUGGAGCUGCUCAAAUGGAUGGUGGCAUCCUUGUUGUGUCUGGUCCUGAUGGGGCCAUGCCUCAGACUAAGGAGCAUAUUCUACUAGCACGGCAGGUUGGUGUUCCAUCACUUGUGUGCUUCUUGAAUAAAGUUGACGCUGUUGAUGAUCCUGAAUUGUUGGACCUUGUGGAAAUGGAACUUCGUGAACUUCUCAGCUUCUACAAGUUCCCUGGCGAUGACAUUCCCAUCAUUAGGGGUUCAGCUUUAUCUGCAUUACAGGGUACAAAUGAAGAAAUUGGUAAAAAGGCUAUUCUAAAGUUAAUGGAUGCUGUUGAUGAAUACAUUCCUGACCCUGUUCGCCAGCUUGACAAGCCUUUCCUGAUGCCAAUUGAAGAUGUUUUCUCUAUUCAGGGUCGUGGAACUGUUGCUACUGGCCGUGUUGAGCAGGGAACUAUUAAAGUUGGUGAAGAAGUUGAAGUUCUAGGGUUAGCUCAGGGACCUCCUUUGAAAACUACUGUAACUGGUGUUGAGAUGUUCAAGAAAAUCUUGGAUCAAGGACAAGCUGGUGAUAACGUCGGUCUCCUUCUCCGUGGUCUAAAAAGAGAAGACAUUCAACGUGGACAGGUUAUUGCAAAGCCUGGAACUAUCAAAACUUCCAAGAAAUUUGAGGCCGAGAUAUAUGUUCUCACAAAAGAGGAAGGUGGCCGACAUACUGCUUUUAUGUCCAACUACAGACCUCAAUUUUACAUGAGAACUGCAGAUAUCACUGGAAAGGUUGAAUUACCUGUAAAUGUUAAGAUGGUUAUGCCUGGUGACAAUGUGACAGCAGCUUUUGAGUUGAUUUUACCCGUUCCCCUUGAAGCAGGACAAAGAUUUGCCCUGAGGGAGGGUGGUAGAACGGUUGGUGCUGGAGUAGUUUCCAAAGUUCUUAGCUGAGCCUGAGGUACUGCGCCCAUUUCCUUGAAAGCUCCGCCAAAACCAAACAAUUUUUGAAGAUCCAUCCUUGACAACAUGAUGCUAUUCGACAUUGUUUACAGAAUCAGUUAUUUAUAUUAGGCCCUUGAGAGAUUAUUAGGAUGUUAUGUAAUUUGCAUAGAUUAAGGAAGCUGCAUUUUAUUGUCCUGAGUCCAAUCCUUCAAGAUUAUUAUCUUGGUCCUCUUCAUCUCUUCUUUCCACUUUCAAGUUGAUCACUAAUAAUUUUAGAGUACAUAAAUGGCAAUGGCAUAAUCAAUGUACGUUCAAUAUUUAGUAUUAUGAACGUGAAUUCAGAUGGUUGUUUCUUA
Messenger RNA from Cucurbita maxima (winter squash), 1766 nucleotides. Its product is annotated as elongation factor Tu, mitochondrial-like. Gene Ontology annotation, biological process: mitochondrial translational elongation. NCBI's taxonomy places the organism in Eukaryota, Viridiplantae, Streptophyta, Magnoliopsida, Cucurbitales, Cucurbitaceae. Gene Ontology annotation, cellular component: mitochondrion. The record is from RefSeq and is a predicted model, not a curated record. Gene Ontology annotation, molecular function: translation elongation factor activity; GTP binding; GTPase activity. The transcript is spliced from 12 exons. Bases 67 to 1419 code for a protein of 450 amino acids.